UGAGCUUACACCUUUUAAUAUUGUUUUUGGGUCAUUACUGAGGAAAGAGUAUAUGUGAUUGGACGCUCGACUGCGCAUAUAUUUUAUUUAAAGAAUUUAGUAUUUCCAGUGUGAUUUCGGAGAGUGUUCAAUAGAGAAAGCUUUGACUGUUUGAAACAAAUUGGAACUUGAGUUUCUGUUCUACUAUCAUGGGAGAAGGAUUAAAGAGAAAGAGCUCCGUGAUUUAGUCAUAAAUGAAUGUAAGAAUAUCACGUAAAACAUUGGUACGACGACUGAAUAGCUAGAAUCUACGUGAAAUUGAUGAUUUUAUAAUAAAUACCGGAACUACACAAUGAAGAAGAGGUAGUUACCGAUGUUCGAAGCUCUACUAAAGAAUCGACGACGACGAUAAGUUUUGACUAACAGCAUAAAUAGAACUGGAUCAACGACGAAUUAAGAAGAAAAGAAGAAAAGGACGAUCAAUCUUCGAGAUGGAAGGAGUUCGACAGCGGUAGACGGCAUCGUAGACGGUGUACCGGAGGACAUCAUCCUUCUAGACGACUCCAGGUGACCGACGCCAGUCCUGCUGGAGUACCAGCAGCACGAGAGGAGGUGCAUCGAGACGGAGACCCAACCAGCGACAUCGGAGGAGAGUGAGAUCUAACCAGCAACAUCGGAGGAGAGACAGGGGUUCGGAGAGGUUUUCCACAGCCUCUUGGUAUUGUAACGACGCGACGAGGGGCUGCUAUAUAAACACAUGAGAAGGCGAGAAGGUCACAUCAGUUUACCAAGAAGGCAGCAGAUAUCCACACACAGGCCACACCAUGAAGCUGCUCGCAGUCGUGUUGAUGGCCGUGCUCGUGCUGCACAGCGCGCAUGGCUACGAGGAGAAGGCCAGCUCUCCGCCGCCGAAGCCAUCCGGUAAUCCCCCGACCGGGACACCACCCGGCUCCCCCCCAUCGGGGACACCAUCCGGCCCCCCACCCACAGGGAAGCCCAUGAAGUCCUUCAUCCCGGACGACCGCGUGAGCAGCCUGGCGUCGCGCCUGCAGCAAGUGCUGCUGUCCGAGAAGGACGUGCAGGAGAGGUUCAAGCUGUGUGUGCACGUCUGCGGCAGUUGGUGAUUUGAAAAUGUCAAACAAAUAAAUGGAGCAAGCAAGAGUUGGACUUGCAUACAGUA
This is a messenger RNA of Bacillus rossius redtenbacheri, 1159 nucleotides long. Its product is annotated as basic salivary proline-rich protein 1-like. NCBI's taxonomy places the organism in Eukaryota, Metazoa, Arthropoda, Insecta, Phasmatodea, Bacillidae. The coding region runs from base 804 to 1103 and encodes 99 amino acids. The record is from RefSeq and is a predicted model, not a curated record. The transcript has 3 exons.